Messenger RNA from Peronospora farinosa, 2901 nucleotides. The record is from the annotation of a GenBank genome assembly. NCBI's taxonomy places the organism in Eukaryota, Oomycota, Peronosporomycetes, Peronosporales, Peronosporaceae.
AUGGACAGCAACAACCUUCUCGCGUCGCUCAGGCCGUUGGCAUUCGAGUGCGGGUCGGAAUUCGUUGGGACGUUUGUGCUCGUCUUCUUAGGCACUGCAAGUAUCGCCACCUCGGCGUUUACAUCCCCUGGCUUUAUGAAUUUGGCCAUUGAACACGUUGCUUUCGGCUGGGGUUUUGCCGCCAUGCUCGCAACGUUUAUUGCGUCCCCUGGAUCCGGAGCUCAUUUGAACCCCGCUGUCACGCUAGCAAUUGCGAUCUCGCCUCACAGCUCCAGUGGUUUCCCAAAACACAAAGUUCCUGCGUAUAUGCUGUUUCAAGUGCUAGGUGCUACGUUUGCUGGACUUGCAGUUUAUCUAAUGUUUGGAUCAGCAAUCGCGCGCUUCGAGAAUCGUUUACAUCUUGUCCGAGGUGCCGCAAAUUCGUCCCUCUCAGCUGUCGCUUUUGGAGCCUCGUUCCCGCAUCCUCUGCUUGUGUACGCUACUGAAGAAGGAAACUUGGCAAUCUGGAAAAAGGACGAUAUCUCUGUCCCAAGUGCUCUAUUUCUCGAGGCUCUGGCCACACUCGUAUUCGUACUUGUCCAGCGUGUUGUUCGUCAUCCCUUGCAGUCUACUGGCGUCGCUGCCUUCACCAGUUUAACCGCUGGAGCGCAAGGAAACAAUGAAGAACCUCCGCCACGGAUGCCAGCAACGCCAUUGGCUCCACUUUACGUCGGUGCAGCAUUGGCUGCACUUACAAUGGUGAUGACACCGUUCACACAGGCGUGUCUUAAUCCAGCACGAGACUUUGGACCUCGAGUGAUUGCUGCCAUGGCAGGAUGGGGAUCAAUUGCCUUUCCAGGAGAACAAAGCAACUCGUGCUGGGUCUAUUUCAUUGGUCCAAUGAUUGGUGGUGUCGUAGGCAGCAUGCUCUUUGAUUUUGUGAUUGUUCCAGGACUGCAAACACGAGACGAAGCUGCUGCUGCUUGGAUGCGUCAUCAACAGAUUGAGGGCGAGGCAAUUCUAGAAGAACUUGAAAAGAGUCAAAUGACAUUGAAUAUCACUGGAGCUGGGGGGUUUAAAGCCCUAGAGACUAGAGGUCGACACGAUUGCGACUUUCGCGACAGUUUACAGGAUGAUUUCCUCGUCAUUCUACAUCCCGUACAUCCUCUAAGUCUACAGAUUCCUCGUUCGUCAUCCACUGACACGUCACUUAGACUGACUAUCAAGCAUCUAAAGGAUAAUCAGCAUGUACAUGGCCGUCGCAUGGCUUUUGACGCCAUCUAUGGCAUCUUUUGGCUGCUACGUGGUCCGUAUCUUGCUGUAGUGACGCAGUCUAAACUCGUGGUCAAAGGUGUCGACGAUGCGGAGAUUCGUCUAGUUCAGAAGCUCGAGUUGUUGCUCAUUCCGACGCAGAAUUUGCCCACGCUUACGCCACAGCAGGAGCAGGACGAACGCACGUAUAUUGACAUGAUUACGACGGAUAUUGAAGCCCAGAAGCUGCACUUUUCCAAGGAUUUCGAUCUUUCACACACGCUACAGCGUAUUGCUGCAUUUGACGGCAAAGUCGGUAGUAUUGCAGAGCGUGCAGACGACCGCUUUUUCUGGAACAAAUCGUUAUGCUCAGCGUUCAUUGAGCGUAAGCUCUUUGAGUGGGUGACUCCGAUGAUGCAGGCACAUGUUGAGUUAACGGAGCAACUCAAGCUGAAAGACAAGUCCUUUCGUAUACUGUAUAUUUCCAGGCGGUCGUGUAAACGGCAGGGAAUGCGCUUUACGAUGCGUGGUGUCGAUGAUGAUGGAAAUGUGGCCAACUUUGUCGAGACGGAGCAGAUCUGUCUAUUUGAUGACGGUCGACAGACGUCGUUCGUGCAGAUACGGGGCUCCAUCCCGGUUUUCUGGAGCUCACCUGCUACGAUGAAGUACGCACCCAAGGUUUACCAGGGUGGCGACAUGAAACGAGACGUGGCCGCCUUCCAGAAGCAUGCCUAUGAGCUCAUGUCGCUUUAUGGUCGUGUGCUGCUCGUGAAUCUCAUCGACAAGAAGAAGGAACAGCUCAAGCUUGGCGAGGCCAUGGCCAAGACCAUUGCCGACGCCGCUACCAAAGACUCGCACAUUCUUGCUGCCGUGCGCCUCGUGUGGUUUGAUUUUCACCAUGAGUGUCGCAACAUGAAGUGGGAAAACCUCGAAAAGUUGAUCAAGCAGGUCGAUGACGAUUUUCUGGACCACGGAUACUUUUGCAAGGGUGCAGAUGGCGUUGUCGUGAGCAAUCAGUCCGGUGUAGUGCGCACCAAUUGCAUGGACAACCUCGACCGUACUAACGUCGUUCAGUCGCUGUUCGGACGGCGAAGUUUAAUGCUUCAGCUAAAUGAAACUGAAGCGCUGCAAGGAAACGUGCUCAGCUCGCCGUUCGAGGAGCUCGAGUGCACGUUCAAGCGCGUGUGGGGCAACAAUGCCGACGCGAUUAGCCUUUUCUACGCCGGUACCGGUGCACUCAAGACGGACUUUACGCGCACCGGAAAGCGUACCAAGAAGGGCGCUCUUAUGGAUGGUUACAACUCGUGCCUGCGCUACAUCAUCAACAAUUUUAGGGACGGAUACCGGCAGGACGUGCUGGAUCUAUUGCUAGGACGCUACUCAACUUCGCGCAGCAGGAUGUCGCCGUUCAGUACGCAGGGUGAAAGUCUUGAGUCAGCGCUGGCUAAGGUCAUGGGGCUUGUGCUCGUCUUCUUCCUCGUGGAGACGCAUCGCACCAGCGGUCAGAGCUUUAUCUUUGAGCGAAUGUUCCGUUCCGUACUGCUGACAUUGCUCAUUUGUGCGGGCGUGUUCACUGUGCUGGUCAAGAAGGGCAACUCGCUGGGCAAGAAACUGGUGCGACUGCCAAGUCUAUGCCCACAGGACGGCUGCAUGACGACAUGGAAGCGUUAG